Messenger RNA from Leptosia nina, 1554 nucleotides. The record is from the annotation of a GenBank genome assembly. NCBI's taxonomy places the organism in Eukaryota, Metazoa, Arthropoda, Insecta, Lepidoptera, Pieridae.
AUGCAGGGCCGCGACAAACUCUGUGCAAAGUUGACGAGUGCCUUCCUUCGGAAGUGGUGGUUCGUCCUCGCGUCGGCUGUGGUUCUGCUGCUGCUGGGAAUCAUAUGCGCCAUAUUCUUCGGCACCUGGGUCCGCCUGUUUAUAGACCACGAGCUGGUACUCCGGCCGGGCUCCAUGACGUUCGACUGGUGGGCGCAUCCGCCCGUGAGGCCCUUCGUGCGGGUCUACGUGUACAACGUGACGAAUGCGGACGAGUUUCUCAACAACGGCUCCAAGCCGAUCCUCGACGAGUUGGGACCCUACGUUUAUUCUGAGGAGUGGGAGAAGUUGAACAUAACGGACAACGAGAAUGGAACCCUGACCUUCUACUACCACCGCACCUACACCUUCAUGCCAGAGCUGAGCGCGGGUCCCGACGACGACUCGGUCGUGGUGCCCAACAUUCCUAUGCUGAGUGCAACGUCCCAGUCCAAACACGCGGCCCGUUUCCUCCGACUAGCCAUGGCGUCCAUCAUGGACAUCCUGAAGAUCAAGCCGUUCGUGGAAGUAUCCGUGGGUCAGCUGCUAUGGGGUUACGAAGACCCUCUGCUGAAGCUGGCCAAGGACGUCGUACCCAAGGAACAGAAGUUGCCCUACGAGGAGUUUGGCUUGUUCUAUGGGAAAAACGGCACGGGCCCCGACCCGGUGACGAUGUUCACGGGCGCGACGGACAUCACGAAGUACGGCAUCAUCGAGCGGUACAACUACCGCGACAAGCUGCAGCACUGGGUGACGGACGAGUGCAACAGCAUCGCCGGCUCCGACGGCUCCAUCUUCCCGCCCCACAUCACCAGGAACGACACGCUCAAGGUCUACGACAAGGACCUCUGUCGGCUGCUGCCGCUCAGGUACUUAAAAGACGUAGAGUCUUCGGCCGGUGUGCAAGGUUUCCGCUUCACUCCGCCAGAUGACGUCUUCGCCAACAACGAGUACAACAAGUGCUUCUGCCCCAAUGGCCCACCUUGUGCCCCGAACGGACUCUUCAAUGUCUCUCUUUGUCAAUAUGAUUCACCGAUUAUGCUGUCGUUCCCCCACUUUUACUUGGCUGACGAAAGCUUCCGAGAGGCCGUGGAAGGUAUUUCACCCCCUGAGCCAGAAAAACACAGGCUCUACAUCGACGUGCAACCGGAGAUGGGCACAGCGAUGCAGGCCAGAGCGCGAGUGCAGAUCAACCUCGCCGUGUCUCAGGUCGUGGACAUCAAGCAGGUGGCCAAUUUCCCCGACAUCGUCUUUCCCAUAUUGUGGUUCGAGGAGGGCAUCGACGAGCUGCCCGAUCAAGUGUCGUCUCUGCUGCGGCUGGCAACGCGGGUGCCGCCGAUCGCCCGUCUCGCUCUCUCCUGGGGUCUUUCUGCAUUGGGCGUCCUGCUCAUAUUGCUCGCCGUCACCUGCCUCAUACGAUCCUCUCACCGGCAGAGCACACUGAGACUGGAGGGCCACGCGGUCGCGAAGCCACCUCCCGCCAAAACUCCCAGCAAAGAGAACCAAAACGGAUACGAGCUCAACAACCGGAGAUAA